CUAAAAUUAGAACUAGGCUGACAUUACAUUUCACCCAGCUACAGUCUGAGGAUUUUCAUCACUGGGAGUCACACUGAAAACAAUUCUGCCUUCAGUCCACUCCUAGUUGAUACACUAACUUUGGACAUGUCAGCUCCUGUAUGCACUGACCGCGGUCCUUUCUGAGAUGGCAUCUGUGAUUCAGUUAUUCAAAAUUUAAUGAAGUUGGUGACCCUGUGACAAUGUGGAGAAAUCAUGUCAGAAAAUGUGGUUAGUACUGGGGCUGUCAAUGCUGUAAAGGAAGUUUGGGAAAAAAGAAUAAAGAAACUCAAUGAAGACCUGAAGCGAGAGAAGGAAUUCCAACAAAAGCUAGUGCGAAUCUGGGAAGAACGAGUAUGCUUAACCAAGCUAAGAGAAAAGGUCACCAAGGAAGAUGGAAGAGUCAUUUUAAAGAUAGAAAAAGAGGAAUGGAAGACUCUCCCUUCUUCUCUACUAAAACUGAAUCAGCUACAGGAAUGGCAACUUCAUAGAAUUGGCUUGCUGAAAAUUCCUGAAUUCAUUGGAAGGUUCCAGAACCUUAUUGUGUUAGAUUUAUCUCGAAACACAAUUUCUGAGAUACCUCGAGGAAUUGGACUGCUCACUAGACUUCAGGAACUGAUUCUUAGUUACAAUAGAAUCAAAACUGUCCCCAUGGAACUAAGUUACUGUGCCAGCUUGGAGAAACUUGAACUUGCUGUUAACAGAGACAUCAGUGAUCUUCCACAAGAGCUCAGCAAUUUGUUAAAGCUUACUCACCUUGAUUUGAGUAUGAACCUCUUUACUACAAUCCCUCCUGCUGUGUUGAACAUGCCUGCCCUUGAGUGGCUUGAUAUGGGAAGCAACAGACUUGAACAACUUCCUGAUACUAUAGACAGAAUGCAAAAUCUACAUACAUUAUGGCUGCAACGGAAUGAAAUAACAUGCUUGCCAGAAACAAUCAGCAGUAUGAAAAAUCUGAGUACUCUUGUUCUCAGCAACAAUAAACUGCAAGAUAUUCCAGUGUGUAUGGAAGAGAUGACCAAUCUAAGGUUUGUCAACUUCCGAGACAACCCAUUGAAACUGGAAGUAACACUUCCUCCCAGUGAAAACAUAGAAGAGGAAGAGGAACGGGAAUUAUUCGGCCUUCAGUUUAUGCACACAUAUAUACAGGAGUCACGGAGAGCAGGUAACCAAGUCAACUGCUCGACUACUUCCCCAAACUCCAUAGAUGCUGAUGGAUAGUAUAAUUCAAGAUGCCCUGCUGAAGAGGAUUGCUUUGGGAAUUUGGUGAAUUCUCUAAUGUUUGGAUUUCUAAAGUAAAAAACAAAGCCAUUAUCUAAGUUCAAUGAGGCCACAACAUUUUUAAAGUUCACAUUAUCUGCUAUUUAAAUAUUUCCAUGGAUAUAAAAAUACAAUUAAAAAAAUUUUUUUUGGUGGAAGACA
Molecule: messenger RNA, 1440 nt
Organism: Bubalus bubalis (water buffalo)
Lineage: Eukaryota; Metazoa; Chordata; Mammalia; Artiodactyla; Bovidae
Gene: LRRC39
Product: leucine rich repeat containing 39
Exons: 9
Coding region: 235-1239 (334 amino acids)
Molecular function (GO): protein binding
Source: RefSeq, a predicted model, not a curated record